AUGUUGCAUGACGAUCGUAUACGCAACAAGCUCUACACGUAUCCCGCAAACCACCGCGUCUUUAAGGUGCUCAUUGCUGCCGAGUUCAAUGGCAUCGACAUUGAGCUGCCGGAAUUUGACUUUGCCAAGGACGCCGAGUCGACAGAGCUCAAAGCCAAGAGCCCAACUGGCAAGGUGCCUUUUCUAGAGACAGAAGAGGGCACAAUCUUUACAAGCGGCGCUAUCGCUCGCUACGUCGCUCGUCUGCGACAGGAUACUGGUCUGUACGGCAAGACAUUCUUUGAGUCUGGUCAAGUGGAUUCGUGGAUCGACUUUUCUGCUCAGGAGCUUGAAGUGCCUCUCGAGGUGUGGGUGCACCCUAUCCUCGUUGCUAGCAAGUCGAACCCUGCCGCUCUUGCCAAGGCUAAGGUCGAUGUGAAGAAUGCUUUUCAGACCCUGGAGAACCACCUGCACCUGCGCACUUACCUAGUGGGUGAGCAGAUCACUCUUGCCGACAUUGUUGUCGCUUCAACCCUCAUUUAUCCGUUCAAGUUCGUGUUGGACAAGGAGUUUCGCAAGCCGUACUCAGCCGUGACCCGUUGGUUCUCGACCCUAGUAAAUCAGCCGGAAUUCCAGGCCGUUGUCGGUGACGUGCCGCUCAUCGAUGUGGCUAUGACCGCUGAGGGUGACGACUCGGCCAAGAAGACCAAGAAAGCGACUCCAAAGAAGGAGAAGGCCGCCCCUAAAGAGGAGGCCCCCAAGCCCAAGAAGGUGGAGCACCCGCUGGCUGUGCUGAACCGCGAGAAGCCUUCGUCGCUGAACCUGGAUGCGUGGAAGGUGCAGUACUCAAACACAAAGAACUUGGCUGAUGCCAUGACGUGGUUCUGGGAGCACUUGGACACGGAGGGCUAUUCGCUGUGGUUCUGCGACUACAACUACAACAACGAAAACACGAAGAUGUUUAUGACGUGCAACGCUGUGGGCGGCUUCCUUCAGCGUUCGGAGGCUAUGCGUAAGUACGCAUUCGGUGUGAUGGACGUGUGCGGUGCUGAGGGCUCAGAGAUUAUCAUCACGGGCUGCUGGCUGUUCCGUGGUGACUCCGCGCAGCAUAUGGUCGAGGCCAAUCCCGAUGCUGAGUACUACACGUGGAAGAAAGCGGAGCUGAACGAUGAGACGAAAGCUCGCAUCGCCGCCUACUGGUGUAACGAGGACGAGCUGGAGGGCAAGCCUAUCGCCGACUCGAAGGUGUUUAAGUAA
Peronospora farinosa is the source of this 1236-nucleotide messenger RNA. Lineage: Eukaryota; Oomycota; Peronosporomycetes; Peronosporales; Peronosporaceae. The record is from the annotation of a GenBank genome assembly.